Caenorhabditis angaria is the source of this 418-nucleotide messenger RNA. The record is from the annotation of a GenBank genome assembly. NCBI's taxonomy places the organism in Eukaryota, Metazoa, Nematoda, Chromadorea, Rhabditida, Rhabditidae.
AUGAACUGUGUUUUUAUAAUAGUUUCUAUUAUUCUUAUCAUCACCGUUAUUAUUCCAGUUGCAAUAUGUGAUUCCAAUGUUUCUUUGUAGGUUCUUCUUCUCGAAUUCUAAAAUCUAAAUUUUUCAAUUUCAAUUUCAGAAUGGGUUCAUCAGUAUCGCCAAAUGGAAAUGAAAAAAUGUUAACCACAUCAAAACCUGUUAAAAAACCGAUAGAAGUAUGUUUUAUUUCUGAAACUCGCUCAAUUAGUGACAAGACUUUUUCCAGAGGCAAUGUAAGUAUAAGUUGAACCUCAAAACUAACAGAUUGGAAAGAAAGUGUUCAGUUGUUAUAAAUCUGAAAAUGCCCAAGGCUUCAUCAACUUUAUCUAAUUAUUUACCAUCGAUUUUUAUUUUCGGUCUUUUGUAUUUGGUUAACUGA